UAAAUGGGACGAACGAGAGCAGUACAGAGGGCACUAGUGGAAAGAAGAGUUGAAAGAGGAGAAUCAUGAUGCUGCGAUCAGCUUUACGGACGCUGUUGCUUGUUGUGGGUUUUUGGGCGGUGAGCCAUGCAGCACCGACCCUCGCGCCGACCGUUUCGCCAGAGGAAAACGACCUGGCUGAGAAAUAUAUCUCACAGUUUUACGAUGAUGUCGGCACCAGAAACUUUACAAGGAGAAACCUUGUUCCGAGAAAUUUUAGCGAAGAUCUGGAAUCCAUGCAGGCUUUCUUCGGCUUGGAGGUGACGGGGGUGUUGAACAAGGAGACGCUGGAGGUCAUGAAAGCUCCCAGGUGUGGUGUGUCUGACCUCAGCCCUUAUGUACACUUUGCUGGGAGACCCAAAUGGAACAAGAGGCUACUAACUUACAGGAUCACGCGGUACACACCAGAUGUGAGCCAGAGACAGGUGGAUGCGACUAUUGGUCAAGCCUUCCAGCUCUACAGUGACGUCAUCCCACUAGACUUUAAGCAGAUCUACAGUGGCACCGCAGACAUCAUGAUUCUUUUUCAGGGUGGAUAUCACGGGGACUUUUAUCCUUUCGACGGAGCGGGUGGAGUCUUGGCUCAUGCAAAUUCUCCUGGAAGGCAGGAGGGAGGGGACACACACUUUGAUGACGAUGAACAAUGGACGCUAACUCAAAGAGGUGUAAAUCUGUUGCUGGUGGCCGCGCAUGAGUUCGGCCACGCUUUGGGAUUGGACCAUUCCAGAGACAGGCGUGCACUGAUGUUCCCCACUUACCAAUAUGUCAACACCAACGGCUACAGGCUGCCAGAGGAUGACAAGCGAGGUGUUCAAGCACUCUAUGGUAGCCGCUCACAAGAGCCGACAAAAGCCCCCAAACCCAAUCCACCACCUCAACCCGAGCCGGAGGGUCCGACCGAAGACCCUGAAGACACUCUUCCAAACCCUCGUGAUGAGCAGUGCAGCAGAGAUCUGAUGUUUGAUGCCGCCACAUCCAUCAGAGGAGACUUGUUCUUCUUCAAAAACGGAUACUACUGGAGGAAGAGUUCCCUUUUCCAAGGAAUUCGUUUUACUAAAAUAAGCACAAAAUGGUCGCGGAUCAACACCGUUGAUGCUGCAUAUGAGGUCCCGAGCAAAGAUGCCGUUUAUCUCUUUGAAGGUAAUCAGUUUUGGGGCAUAAGGGCUUAUGCAAAGACAUUAGUACCAGGCUAUCCAAAGUCUCUGACUGCCCUGGGCCUGCCCUCCACCGUCAGUAAGGUGGAUGCAGCCGUCUACGUGCCAACGACUGGAAAAACGCUGCUAUUCGUGAACCGACAGUACUGGAGCUACGAUGAGGCCAGAAACCAAAUGGAUUUUGGAUACCCACGAGACACGGCAAGAGACUUUCGUGGCAUCGGCUCGAAAGUUGAUGCAGUUUUUUCCAAUUAUGGGUACCUUUAUUUCUCAGCCGGCCCAAGACAGAUAGAGUACUAUCUGCCACAACGGAGAGUGAUGCGAGUGCUGCUAAACUAUAGCUGGCUCAAUUGUUACUAAGAGUGAGAGCACAGUAUGAUUUUUUUUUUUCUUGUUAGGAAAUUGCGCAAUAAAUGAUCUUCUCCAUGA
This is a messenger RNA of Hippocampus comes (tiger tail seahorse), 1622 nucleotides long. RefSeq names its product macrophage metalloelastase-like. Gene Ontology annotation, molecular function: zinc ion binding; metalloendopeptidase activity. Gene Ontology annotation, biological process: collagen catabolic process; extracellular matrix organization; proteolysis. The coding region runs from base 66 to 1553 and encodes 495 amino acids. Gene Ontology annotation, cellular component: extracellular matrix. The record is from RefSeq and is a predicted model, not a curated record. NCBI's taxonomy places the organism in Eukaryota, Metazoa, Chordata, Actinopteri, Syngnathiformes, Syngnathidae. The transcript has 11 exons.